AUGGUACUACUGGUGUGGAAUGGCGGCCUAGAAGAGAAGAGAGAAGAGAUUCAAAUGAUGGCGAAAGAAGCAGCCGAUGGCGAUAAGAAGUUUGCUUAUGAGCUGAGAUCUACCAUCGAACCAUUACUGUAUAGAUGUGAGCUUAACAAUUUCAAUGAUGAGCUACUUAAGAUAUGCGAAGAGCCCUUGGGUUUGGAGAUGAACGUAAAAGCAAAAAUCUUACUUGUUGCUAUUAAUACUUUGAGCACUUCGAAAAAGUUUUGCAUCACUACAUACAAAGAAAAUCAAUACAUAGAAACUCUCGUAGAAAUAUUAAAUAACAUGCUUUCUAAAGAACUCUUCACAGCUGUACAAUUUCUAGUUGCAAUUGGAGAGUUUAUUGAGAAAGAAGAGACUGGACUGCACAAGAGUUACAAAUGUAUCCAAGGAAAUCAAACUGAAAAAAUGAAUAACUUACUAAAGAAAAGCAUGGAGCUAACAGCACAACUGCUUUGCUGGGUAAAGGGAUAUUUCUCUACAGAAAAUAUGAAGCGUUUGUCAGAUAUUUCUUCAACAAAGCUGUUACAAGAGACCCUUGUUAAAGUUAUUUCAGAGAUCUGUAAACUUUCAAGAUUCCCAGAACAUCCAGAUUACAAAGAUGUUUGUCUACUAGGUAAUGAGCAAAUGCCUUUGUAUUCAGAUAUUGCUCAUAACUGCUUGAGAGUGCUUAAUCACAUAGCUAAUUCAAUAUACAAGCAUUUUAUACUUGACAAAGAGGGUACCCAAACAAUGUUUGUCAAACAAAUUUCCAAGUAUUGUUUGCCCGAAGUGAUUAUUCUUGCAUUUGCACACAUGGGGAAACAUGAAUGGACAACUCCAAGUUCCAGAAAGGAAGCAAAAAGUCUUGUGACAGUUGCCUGUAAACUAACCAACUCAAGGAACACAGAGGAACUUUUAAUAGGGUAUGGGACAACAUUGAAUUCUGAAAAGGGAGACCAUUUUGGUACAGAGCUUAUAUUUACUGAAGGUGUUCUAAGCUUAGUUUUAGAGAAGGUUUGCUUGCAGUUUUCAAAAAAUGGUUGGAAAAAAGAUCCGAGUUUGAAGCAUGUCGUUCUCUUUGCUACUGUGAAAGUAAAGUACCCAAACUUGAAUUCACAUUUCAGGAUCCUUAUUCCUUUGUUGCUAGAGGUAGCUGAAGAUUACCAUCAUGAAAAUCAGGUGCUAGGGAUUGGAGGCUUGCACUAUCUGUUGGAAAAUGUUAAUGCAAGUGAACUGAACUUAUACAACCACUCCGAAUUGAUAUAUCAAGUCUUAUUCAAGAUGUUGUACAGAGCAAAAUUUGCAACACUUCAAGUUCUUUUACCUUGCCUAAAAACACUUUUGUUUAAAUUAGAGCCUUUUCCUAGCAGAAUCAGCUUAGAAAAGAAUUCUAGGUGGGAUGAGAUAAUGAGAAAACUGAUCUCAAAUCUUGAAUAUGAAAGUAAGAGAAAUGUUAAAGAAGUUCUGCUUGAAAACAUUAUAAGUUUUGCAAAAGAACUUCAAAUUAAUUGUAUCAAGUACUUGUCUUCUAUAACAAAAACAACAAGUUCGGUUUUGGAAAUUUAUGAUGGUCAAGAGGGUCAACUCAGAACAAUGGGGCUUGAACUUAUCAAGACCUUUGUUCUGAACUGCUGGCCUGUAAUUCAUAAACAUGUUGGUCUGAUACUUAAGAUCUUGCUCAGGCUGAUCGUGGAUUUAUGUCUGGAUGAUGCAAUGACAUCAGAAGAAAGGAAGAAAUUCAUCAAACAGAUGUCACUAGAAAUAAUCAAAUUAUUAAGCAGCUGCUGUGGUACUGAAGUUGUAAAAGAAUACCUUAUCACUGCUUUAGAUGCUCAAUUAAAUGACAAACUGAUUGAAGUAAAGCAGUUCCUUGAACAGGCAAUGAAUGAAGUUGAUGAACUUGGAUCAACCACAUCAAGCAAAUAUGAUUCUUCGUUUCAGAUGCAAAAUUAAGCUACAUACAAUAGAACACUGCCAGUGGCCAAGAAUGAUUAUUGACAAGAAAUAAUUUUUGAUUUGAUAUAUACUAGGCUAUUAAAAGAUUUUAUUUUACAUUUUACUGAUUCCUUUUUUCAGUUACAAAAAGUUAUUUUCUUGUCUUCUUAGAUUUAACUAGGGGUAUUCAUUCCUUGAAGAAGAAAAGUGUUAGUUGGAUAUAAAUUUAGACUGAAUUCACACUCUGAUGAUUUAUUUAAAGUAGUGCAUUUAAUUUGUCUCUAACAGAGUACCCUUUUAAUCUCCAAAAGUAUCAGAUGCUGUGUAAGCAAACAUGAUUUUAACUGAUUCUAAGCUAAAUCAAAUCUUUUAAUCGUGUUCAAUUCAAUUUGAAAAAUAGUCUUUAAGAAAAAGGCCGCUCCCAAGAAAGUUCUAAUCAUUUUAAUGAGCAAACAUGCGAUGUCAAUUAUAAGUGAUGGCUUGCAUUGUCGACCAGGAAUUUAAAAACCGACAAGGAGAUGAUCUUUGUUAGAAUCAAGAAAUUUGGUAAGUCCAAGACGUGAUUUCAUAAUUUGUAUUUUGUAAAAUGGCAAAAGAAAACAGAAAACUGGCUAAUGUUUACUUCGGAACAGGUUAAGAAAGGAAAUUACAUUUGGAACGAUGAUUGAUGUUCUUCGCGCAUUCAACUAGCUCACACUGCUGACACUGUCGGACAUAGCGGAAGGGCCAUCAAAAACUCUUU
Molecule: messenger RNA, 2695 nt
Organism: Rhopilema esculentum
Lineage: Eukaryota; Metazoa; Cnidaria; Scyphozoa; Rhizostomeae; Rhizostomatidae
Cellular component (GO): TTT Hsp90 cochaperone complex; nucleus; cytosol
Source: RefSeq, a predicted model, not a curated record